Vitis riparia (riverbank grape) is the source of this 1267-nucleotide messenger RNA. RefSeq names its product cytokinin riboside 5'-monophosphate phosphoribohydrolase LOG5-like. The record is from RefSeq and is a predicted model, not a curated record. Gene Ontology annotation, cellular component: cytosol; nucleus. NCBI's taxonomy places the organism in Eukaryota, Viridiplantae, Streptophyta, Magnoliopsida, Vitales, Vitaceae. Gene Ontology annotation, biological process: cytokinin biosynthetic process. Gene Ontology annotation, molecular function: hydrolase activity, hydrolyzing N-glycosyl compounds. Bases 104 to 883 code for a protein of 259 amino acids. The transcript has 6 exons.
AAAAGCUUGUAGGCCCUGGUUCCACAAUCUUUUCUCUCUAUAUAUCUACUGCUCCGUAGUGUUUGAAUACCUAACAGCUCACCACCAAGAGUCCGCCGUAGUCAUGGAGGAGAAGGUUGUGUAUUCCAGAUUCAAGAGUGUCUGUGUCUUCUGUGGAAGCAGCACUGGCAAGAGAAACUGUUACAGAGAUGCCGCCAUUGAAUUAGGGCAAGAGCUGGUGGCGAGGAGGCUGGACCUUGUGUAUGGAGGUGGGAGUAUUGGCUUGAUGGGUCUGGUUUCUCAAGCUGUUCAUCGUGGUGGAGGACAUGUUCUUGGGAUCAUUCCCAGAACUCUGAUGUGCAAAGAGAUAACAGGAGAGACGGUUGGAGAGGUCAGGCCUGUGGCCGACAUGCACCAAAGAAAAGCAGAAAUGGCCCGCCAUUCUGAUUGCUUCAUUGCCUUACCAGGUCCCCAUUUGCAUAAACUGAAGCUACACUUUACUCUUUGUUUUCAAUUCAUUUCACAUGAAAUCAGCAACAUCCUUCUGGCUUUUUCAGGUGGGUAUGGAACUCUAGAGGAAUUGCUGGAAGUCAUCACCUGGGCACAGCUCGGAAUCCAUGACAAACCAGUGGGUUUGCUCAAUGUGGAUGGCUACUACAACUACCUGCUCACCUUCAUUGACAAAGCAGUGGAUGAUGGCUUCAUCAAGCCUUCACAGCGCCAUAUCAUUGUGUCAGCUCCAAACGCCAAAGAGCUAGUCCAAAAGCUUGAGGAGUACGUGCCUGUGCAUGAUGGGGUCAUUGCAAAGGCGAGGUGGGAGGUUGAACAACAGCAGCAUCAGCAGCAGCAGCAACAGCAGGUGGGGUUCAAUGCCACUACUUUGCAGACUGAGGUAGCUCUAUAAAGAGAGACAUUCAAGAAUGCCGAAGAAAGAAAGUAGGGGGAAAAAAGGUGUUUUGGGGUCUAUCCUUUUGCUCUGAUUUUGGGUUUUAGGUGGGGAGAUAAAGAGAGGAAAUCAACAGUUUGAAAAAUGUGCUUUUUUGUAAAGUGGGGAAAGAAACUACUUUUCUUUUUUUUUUUUUUUUUUUUUUUUUUUGGGUUUUUCUUUGUUUUAUGUCAUUCUAAUCUUACUGGUGGGGGGCUAAGCUAAAGCUUUGUAUUUUCUGCAUGGAUUGGGCUUGUACAUAAAGAUAUAUAUUCUAAGAAAGAACAAGAAGCAAAAUCCAAAAGUUGUAGCAGCUUUAUUCUCAAUUGCAAAUGCUAGCCUAUGAGCACAUCCAUGCCUUUA